AAAAAUUUCAUCAUCAUUCAAUUCAACUCAUGAGAACGGAGAUAACACACAAACUUGUGUUUUGUGAUUAAUUUUUUUUAUAAAACAAUUGAUUAAAUUAUCCAGAUACAAACCAUGGCAGUGCCCAUUACAUCAAGAUUUCUUAAAUUUGGUAUUGAUAGUUUUUGUCAAAUAACAAAAAAAAGUGUUUUAAGGACACAAUCAAUAAAUUCGUUGUUAAUAAAUCAACGAAAAAAUUAUGGCACAGCAACAGAAGAAAAAAAAGUUGAUGCAGAUGCACCAGCAGAUACACCAGCAGAUGUACCAGAGACUGAAAAAAAAUUAAAAUCUGAAAUUGAAGAAUUAAAUAAGGAGCUUGUAUUAUUGAAGGAAAAAAAUAUUGAACUUGAUGAUAAAUAUAAAAGAGCAUUAGCUGAUGGUCAAAAUACAAGAUUACGAUUAACAGAUGCAAUUGCUGAUGCUAAAAUAUAUGCAGUUCAAGGAUUUUGCAAGGAUCUUUUGGGUGUUGCUGAUAUAUUAGGCAAAGCAACUGAAAGUGUACCAAAAGAUGAACUUACUGAACAAAAUCCUCAUCUUAAAUCACUCUAUGAAGGUCUCAGAUUAACUGAAUCUGAAUUACACAAGGCAUUUAAAAAACAUGGAUUAGUAUCUAUGAAUCCACUUGAUGAAAAAUUUGAUCCAGAACAACACGAGUCAUUAUUUCAACAAAAAGUUGAAGGUAAAGAGCCUGGAACAAUUGUUGUCGUUUCAAAAGUUGGAUAUAAACUUCAUCAAAGAGUUGUCAGACCAGCUCUUGUGGUUAUUGCAAAUUAAUAUAUUUAAAAAAAAGAAAUAAAAAACUUUUUUAAUCUUAAUCAACAA
Molecule: messenger RNA, 861 nt
Organism: Aphidius gifuensis
Lineage: Eukaryota; Metazoa; Arthropoda; Insecta; Hymenoptera; Braconidae
Gene: Roe1
Product: grpE protein homolog 1, mitochondrial
Exons: 3
Coding region: 115-813 (232 amino acids)
Biological process (GO): protein import into mitochondrial matrix; protein folding
Cellular component (GO): PAM complex, Tim23 associated import motor
Molecular function (GO): adenyl-nucleotide exchange factor activity; protein homodimerization activity; protein-folding chaperone binding
Source: RefSeq, a predicted model, not a curated record